AUGGGCUCUUCGGCGGCGGCGGCGGCGGCGGCAGCUGCAGCGGCUGCCGCGGACUCGGCGCAGUGGCUCUCGGUGAAGGAGGAGACCAUCUUCCUGCACGACGGCCUCAUCCGGGUCACCGACCUGGCCGAGCUGCCCAGCGAGAUCCUCGGCGCGGCCGAGGCAGCCGACACGGACCUGGAGAUUUUAACAUUCGAGACCAAAAGUCCUAUUGAACUUGCUGACCGUUUGCGGUCUGUGUGCGGGAAUCAGAGCAACGCCUAUGCCCGACUGCUGGAAUACCGUCUGAAUGCCCUUCGAGGACUGUGGAAUGCUCAGCGCCAGCUGGCCUUGGAAGAGCAACAUGAAAGGGAAAAUUCAGGUGAUGAAGAAACUUUGGCUCUGCUCAAACGCCAGGGGUUGUUACAACAACCAGAGCAAGCACCGUUCACAUCACGAAUGGGGCUCCUACUAGUUUUCCCUCUCCUUCAGUCUCAGAGUAGAACAGACCCUUCUCUCUGUAAUAUCACAGCCGAGGUGCUGUUGAAUUGUCUUCGAGACUGCCAACCCUUGAGUUUAACUAAGGAGCCAGCUGACUGUCUAAAUGGAAUUGAAGCUCUGCUAUGCUCUUGGCUAGAGGAGACAUCUGCCACCGGCCAACAUGUCCCGCAUAAGCAAAAGGAGAAUGCUGCUGCUGCUCUUGUUGCUUUAGCUUGUGCAAGGGGAUCCCUGAAAACUUUUGUUCAUACAGUCCAUCUAUUACAGAAACAGACAGAUCUGGGGUCUCUGCCUGUAGCUGAUGUACUAUACAGGCUUUUACUUUUAGAAGGAGGUCCUGGUUCACCAUCCUGUUUGCUUGGGGGCAAGCACAUGGUAUCUUGGGGAUAUGAAGAUAUGUUACCAGCACCAGAUGGUAACACUGGUUCCAGUGCUGAAAGUAAAGAUGCUGACUUGGGGCGCUGUCUUACAGCAGAUGGUCUUUACCUAUACACAACUAAUUCUGUUGGUAGAGGAGUAAGCAAACUGGGAUCUGGAUUACAUGGUACUUUACGAGGUUUUGUGUAUUGCCGUAAUGAGGAAUUGGAACCAGGAUGGGUUGCUUUUGGCAAUGGCAAUCUUCUUCAUCGGCCUGUCUCCUUUGAUAAUAAACCUCAUUCCCUUUUCCAGGUCAUUGACCAGAAUACUCUUCAGGUAUGCCAGAUUGUUCCAAUGCCAGCAAACCACUUUCCUAUUGGCAGCACCAUGAGCACCGUGCAUCUUUCUUCAGAUGGCACUUACUUCUAUUGGAUCUGGUCUCCUGCAAGUUUAAAUGAAAAAACACCAAAAGGACAUUCUGUUUUUAUGGAUAUUUUUGAACUCAUAGUCGAAAAUGGUAUGUGUGUAGCCAGUCCUCUUCAGGAACGCAUAAUACUCAUGAGGAAGGAGGGCGAGUCUGCCAAAAGCAUUAAUGAGAUGCUUUUGAGCAGACUUUCACGCUAUAGAGCUUCUCCAUCAGCAACCCUGGCAGCCUUAACUGGCUCAAGCAUCUCCAAUACACUGAAGGAGGACCAAGCAGCAAAUACCAGUUGUGGGCUGCCUCUGAAAAUGUUAAGGAAGACACCUAUAUACACAUGUGGCACAUACCUGGUGAUGUUGGUUCCCCCACCAGGGGGGUCAGGCAGCUCUGCAACCCGUUCACUCUUUGGUGGAACAAGUGGUCUGUCAUCUUUAAAAAUUCUGGCAUCUAGUUUGGUGUAUAAUAUUUCAGAUGGUCAGUUCACAAGUCGUGCAGACCUCAUUGAUGCUGCUGGUAGCUCACUUGGACGUGGUGCUCUUGUCCCAGGAUUAGGUGCAUGUUAUGACACAGUGAAUAACAUGAUAUGGACAUGUUCCAAUGACUAUAUUGAUCAGUGGUGCAAUCCUGGGAAUCAAGCUUUCCAUUAUGUAUGUCAGAGACUUGGAGUCAGCCAUGUCAUUGCAGAGCCAAAAGGCGAGGCUAUAACCACAAAUGAGGUUAUAAACCAGUUACUGCACCAUGUUGGUGCCAUGUGCAUCCAUCAACUCAAUCUUCUUGCAACCAAUACCAGUCUGCCAAUUACAAAUUUUCUGGGCAAGCAGCAUCCAAUCGAAGCACACCAUCUUAGCAGUAUUUGUGACAUUAUGGAGAAAGCUAUGGUCAAUGGAGAUACCUGUAUUAUACGCUGCAUUCUUGUUGUCUUUCAGGUGGUGUUUAAAUUUUUCUUCAGCCCACAAACUGAAAGGAACCGAGACAUCAUUCGACGGUCGGGACUUCUGCUGUGGCAAUUGUUGAUGGCCCCGAAAGACCAGAUUUGCCCUGAAAUACAGAAGGAAGUCUGUCUUGCCAUCAGCUCUGGUUUAACAAUCCUGUAUCCAGGAGAAGUUGAAAUGAAUAACUUACUUAAACUGGUCUUAACAGAAGGAGAGAGAAACACUGGGCUUUCCCAGCUGCGGGAUGUGAUCCUGACCAAUUUGGCCGAACAACUUCAAAACAAUCGCUUUGGUAGUGAUGAAGAUGAUCAUUACAGAUUAAAUGAUGAACUUUUACACUACAUUCUGAAGAUUGUUGUUCGAGAAUCCUGUAUCUUAAUCACCAAGUGCCAAACAGUCUCUAAAGAUGAUUUUCAAAGACUUCUUUCAACGGUGCCUGCUGCUUCCUCCUGCCUGCGCUAUCUGAUGGCAGUACAGAACCACCUUCUCAGUAACACGGUUUUGAUUAAGCCUGAUGAAAACGAUGACAGUGACAGUUCCUUGCAGGGAGAGACAUUGAAGGUACAGGAGCUAAAGGCCAGUAUUUUGGCUCUUGCUACCCAAAUCCUAACUGGAUGUGAUGAAGUUCUAGAAAUGCUUCAGCAAGUCACGACUGCGCUCCUGAACAGUGACAUAGCUGACCGGGACCAGAGAUUAAAAGGCUUGGAACAAGUCACAAAGGCUACAAUGCUUGGUCACCUUCUUCCUGUGUUAUUGACCUCCCUGAUGCACCCAAACUUACAGACUCUGACAAUGGCUGAUGCCCUGAUGCCCCAGCUAGUGCAGCUGGUGCUUUAUACCAGUCAGACGGCUUUGCUGCUUAAAACUCAGUCUCCAGUUUUUGCUGAAAUGGGCUGUUCCCCAUGUGGUACAUCAGAUCAGAAGGGCAAGCUGUUCCCAGAUGAGAGAAUGUUGGAAGAGAAAGAAGAGCCAGGUUUUCUUACUGGAUUAAAGAUUCCUGCCCCAUGGGCUGCAGGAAAGACUGUGGAAACAGUUCAUCCAGUCAGAGACAACUAUAAAUUUAAAGAAACAGUCCAUAUCCCUGGAGCUCGCUGCCUAUAUCUUAGAUUUGAUAGCAGGUGUUCUUCACAGUAUGAUUAUGAUAAGUUGGUGAUAUAUGCUGGGCCUAACACUAACAGUAGGAAGGUUGCUGAAUAUGGAGGCAAUACACUGGGAUAUGGCAGCCGUAGUGUCUUAGGAACUGGUUGGCCAAAAGACUUAGUGAAGUACCUUUUUCCCCCCUUAAAUUUUAAGGUGGAAGGGGAUACUGUUACCUUCUCCUUUGAAAUGAGAAGUGGUCGAGAACACAACACUCCAGAUAAAGCUAUGUGGGGCUUUGCUUGCACAGUUCGCGCUCAGGAGUCUUCGGAGGAUGUAUCAGGAGGAUUGCCUUUUUUGGUAGACCUGGCUUUAGGUCUGUCUGUACUAGCUUGUUCCAUGUUAAGAAUCUUAUACAAUGGACCAGAAAUUACUAAAGAAGAGGAAACUUGCCAAGAGCUAUUAAGAUCUAAACUUUUGCAAAGAUGUCAGUGGCAGGUGGAAGCCAAUGGAGUGAUCUCUCCUGCUCUGACCCCAAGCCCUUCUCCGCUGCCUCUCACCAUAGACGAAGACAGAGAGUUCACCUACCCCUCUGAUGUCCUGGUGCCUCCUGUGGGGAACGAUUUUGAACUUCCUCGGAUCAGGCUGCCUCCAGGAAUCAUGAUAAAACUCAGGGAAAUUUCUGGGCGUGCAAGACCUCAGUUUAGACCAAGUAUAAAGGAAGUGGUUCAACCUGAUGUCAUGGAAGAAAUGGUCGUAUCAUGUGUGAUUAAACAUUUGAACUUGGUUGAUGCUCUGCAGUCUUUAAUCAAUUUUCAAUACCAAGAAGAACAUGCUGAAGAAUAUGAUUUAUUAUGUAAAAUUAUGGGGGAAACCUUUAAGAAACUCAAUGCCAUGGAAAGGCAGCUUCAGAGUGUUGGAGAAUUGGAACAGAAAUGGCAAAGUGAGGUUGAUGAUGCCAUACAAGGAAAACUGGAAAACAAUACACCAUUCUUUUAUGAUUAUCACUUUAAUGAGAAUAAAAUGAAGGAACUGGAACUCUUGUGUUCGAUGAAGGAGGUCUCCUUUGAUGGAAGUGACCUUGAGAACAUGGUCUUGUCAUUGAGGGAGAAGUUUCUUCAGGAAGUGAAUUCUCUUAUUCAAAAGCCCCUGCACCCCCUGGCUAAAACAAAAACGUUAGUCAAGAGUUUAAUGAACAGAGCUGAACUGCUACUGCAUGUCACCAUUGCUGCCCAGUCUGGCAUCCCAAGAAGUGUGUCAGGGACACCCGCUGAGACUCCAGCUUGUAAAUCAGCUUCUGAGACCAAAGUGAUAGCUCAUGCCGUCCGGCAGCCUGUGUUUCUUCGCAGCAUGUCUGCUCCUUCCGACCUGGAAAUGAUUGGGAAUGAAGACCUGGAAUUCACCCGAGCAAGCCAGAGGCGUCGACAUGUCCCCAGCCACCGGAGCAGCUCUUUCACACUCCUUCAGUCACUGGCAAUUGAAGACAGCAGGGACAAACCUACAUACAGUGUCUUAUUAGGACAGCUGUUUGCCUUCAUUGGGACUAACCCAGACCAAGCAGUAUCCAGUAGCAGCUUCCUCCUAGCUGCCCAGACUAGAUGGCGGCGUGGGAACACUCGAAAGCAGGCGCUUGUGCACAUGCGGGAGCUGCUGACUGCUGCAGUUAGAGUUGGGGGGGUGACACAUCUUGUAGGUCCAGUCACAAUGGUGCUUCAAGGUGGACCCAGAAUUGAAGAGCUAACCUGUGGUGGAAUGGUUGAGCAGGUCCAGGAAGCCUUUGGAGAGACUAUGACCUCUGUGGUGUCUUUGUGUGCUCGUUACCCUAUUGCUUGUGCGAAUAGCAUCGGCCUGUUAUGUACUAUACCUUAUACCAGGAGUGAAGAAAAGUGCCUGGUCCGUAGUGGCCUUGUUCAGCUCAUGGACAGACUCUGUAGUUUGAGCAGUCAGGCUGAAGCCGGCUCCAGUGAGAAACAGACCAAGAAGCAAAAAGUUGCUGCAAUGGCCUGGGCAGCCUUCCAAGUGCUCGCCAAUCGUUGUGUAGAAUGGGAAAAAGAAGAAGGUGGCUCAACUGAGGCCGUGCACUCGGGCCUGGCACGUCAGGUAUCCAGCCUGCUUACCAACCACCUCGCCCGAGCCACGGAAUGCUGUGGUAACCAGGCUGCUGGCAAUGAUGCCCUACAGGAUGUUCUCAGCCUUCUGAAUGAUCUCUCCAGGAGUCACAUUGGGAAAGCAAUCUUGAGCCAGCCAGCAUGUGUGUCCAAGCUUCUUUCUCUGCUGCUUGACCAGCGCCCUUCUCCAAAGCUGGUCCUCAUCAUUCUUCAGUUAUGUCGGGCAGCACUGCCUCUGAUGAGUGUGGAAGACUGUGGGAAUGUGGAGUUGCCCCCCUGGAGCUAUUCAGUCCCCUCUCUGAACAGUGAGCAGGAUGAUCCCAGUGAUCCAGCUUCCAAGAUUGCAUCCCUGCUCUUGGCCAAAUUGGCAGAUUAUGUGGUCCCAGGCUGCCAGACUGUUCUUUCUCCUACUGCCUCUGAACCUGAUACAACUUUGGCAAAAGCUAGUCCGAAGAAUUCCAUAAAAGGAGACAAAGACCCGGGGGAAGAAAGCGAGGCAGUAGAUGGCAAACUUUCUAUUUUUAUUCACAAGAGGGAAGAUCAAUCAUCCCAUGAAGUCCUGCAGCCAUUGCUAAGCAGUUCUGAAGGGCGGCCAUUCAGACUUGGGACAGGUGCCAACAUGGAGAAAGUCGUGAAAAUGGACCGAGACAUGACAAAGAGUGGCUGCUGUGAAGUGAUCACAGAAGAGGCUGCAGCUGCCCUUCGGAAGGCCACUAAAUGGGCCCAGUCAGGCCUCAUUGUCAGUGUUGGGCCACCUGUGGAAACUGUCAACCCAGAGACCAUGAGUGGGCUGUCCACAGGUGACAAAAAGAAAACUGCUCAGACCUCCAUUUGUCGAGAGAGGAAUUCUGAACUUGCAAGAACCGACCCUGUGCGCCCUUUCAUCAGUGGCCAUGUCGCCAACAGCAUGGCAGCAGAAGUGAUUGCUCUGCUUCAUAGCUUAUUGAUGGCACCUGAAUCGAAUGCUGCUCAGAUAUGGACAACAACUGCUGAAAAAGUUCUGUCUCAAGCUCUGAUGUACAUCCCCCAGCUGGGAAAAUAUGCCGAAAGCAUUCUAGAGAAUGGGAGCAGCAGUGGCCGGAAACUUGCUAAGCUUCAGAGGAUUGCCCGACAAGCAGUCGCUGCACUAUGUGCACUUGGGGGCUUUAAGGAGACCAUCAAGAUAGGGUCUGAAGUACAGGUGUUGGGGAGAGGAAUAUCCGGGAGCAUUGGAAUAGUGGCAUCAAUCAAUGAGCAGGAAGGUAUAGCCACUGUCAAAUUUCCACCCAUAGACUGUAGAAAGACCUCGCAAGCAUCAGACACAUUGACUAUCCCAUUAUCUAGACUUUGUGUUCCAAGAUCUGAGGCAUUGCCUCUUCAUAAACUGUCCAUUACUGAGAAGGUAGUACAGGCAGUCCAGUCCAUGUUGCUUCCUCAGGAGGGAAGUCUAUCUAUUCAUACCUCACUUCCUGCAACAGGAGAUGGCUCAACUCCAGUAAUGGCAGUGGUUCGGCUCCUUGCUGAGAUCAGAACGAGAGCAUGUCUGGUCAUGGCCCAGCUUUUAGAAGACAGUUUAUUUUGUGAAGAAUUCCUACAGCAGUGUCCAGCAGCUGUGGAAGUCCUCAACCUCGUAGCACAGGAGUGCAGUCCUGGAGAGCGUCUUCUGGUUGUAGAAGUACAAUGCGAGAGGUUAAGGAUGCUCUACCGAGACUGUGCUCGCCCCCCACCACCCCCUCUCCAGGCAGAUCGGAGACAGCCCAAAGAGAUCACCUGGAGUCCUUCUCGGGUGUUUCCACCUGUUCGAGCCUGCAUGUUCUCAUCUCACCUGACCUCUGUGACCUUCCUUGCUGAUCCUAGUGCUGGUGGAGGGCUCCCACGGGGCACAUUUAUCUAUGCAACCUCUCCACUUCCCAUCCAGGCUCCGUCCUUCUACUGGGAAAUUGAAAUUGUUUCCUAUGGAGAUACAGAUGAUGACACGGGACCAAUAGUUUCCUUUGGCUUUGCUACUGAAGCAGAAAAACGAGAUGGCGCCUGGACCAAUCCUGUGGGUACUUGCCUUUUUCACAAUAAUGGCCGAGCUGUGCACUAUAACGGCUCCAGCUUAUUACAGUGGAAGAGCGUGCGACUGGAUGUGACCCUUUCCCCUGGAGAUGGGGCAGGAAUUGGCUGGGAAAGAACAGAGGGCACCCCACCUCCUCCAGGACAGCCCCCCAAGGGCCGGGUCUAUUUCACAUACUGUGGGCAGCGCCUGCCUCCAUGUCUGGAAGAUGUCUCAGGUGGCAUGUGGCCAGUAGUUCACAUUCAGAAAAAGAACACCAAGAUCCGGGCUAACUUUGGCUCUCGCCAGUUUGCCUAUGCUGAAGGACAGGCCCACCGGAAUGCUGCUGACCUAUGCAUUGACCUGGCUGAGGAGAUCAGCGCCAACUUUGAAGCUCUUCCUUUUGCCAUGGCAUCUGACAGUGACAAUGAUGCUGGCACCAGCAUAGCUUCUGAUCCAGGAACACACGGGCCCCCCUGUCGCAUUGCUGCUGUGGCCACAGCUCAGCAACAAUAUGACAGUGAUACUUCUUGUCACUAUAAAGUGGAACUCAGCUAUGAAAAUUUCAUCACCUCAGGCCCAGACCCUCACCCACCCCCCAUUGCAGAUGAUGAGAGUGAUGAUGAUGAUGAUGAUGACAUCCCUCAGGAGGAUCACUAUGCCCUACUUGUAAAAGCCUGGGAAACCAAAGUUUUUCCAACCAUUAGAAGACGCUUCCGUAAUGAAGCUGAGCGAAAGUCAGGCCUGGACCAGAUUAAGGGGGCUCUGCAACUAGGAAUGGUAGAUAUUGCUCGGCAGACUGUAGAAUUUCUCUAUGAAGAGAACGGUGGCAUCCCCAGAGAUCUUUAUCUUCCCACAAUUGAAGACAUCAAAGAUGAAGCAAAUAAAUUCACAAUUGAUAAAGUUCGCAAAGGUCUCACCGUGGUCACACGUUCUCCAGACAGUAACAACGUGGCUAGCAGUGCUGUAGGGACCGCACUCCCCAAAUUUGCCAUCCGAGGAAUGCUAAAAACUUUUGGCCUCCAUGGAGUUGUUCUGGAUGUGGACUCGGUAAAUGAACUGGUACAGGUGGAAACUUACCUCCGCAGUGAAGGAGUACUGGUGCGGUACUGGUAUCCUAUAGAUAUGUUAGAAAGGCCACCUGCAGGCUAUCGAAGGACUGCCACUAAUGGGCUAGUUACCCUGGACAACACCAACAUUCAGAUUCACAGGGAGCUUCUGAGAUGCGAGGCCUCCCUGGCAAGGCUCUACUGCCGCAUGGCCCUCCUCAAUAUCUUUGCCCCGAAACUGCCUCACUUGUUUACCCGUCUGUUUCACAUCCCUGCCGUUCGGGACAUCACCCUGGAACAUCUACAGCUCCUGUCCAGUCAGCUCCUGGCUCCACCCCUUCCUGAUGGUACCAUCAGCUCCAGUGCUGUCCUUUGGGCUCAGUCUCUGCAGCACUGUAUCCAUGCCCAAAACUGUUCUGCUGCAGAUCUCUUCUACCAAGGCAGCUCGCAGACAGUCAGAGAGUGGCUUAAUGUUGCCAUCACACGGACCCUCCAUCAAGGAGAAGAGAGCCUUUUAGAACUAACAAGACAGAUCUGCUCUUUCCUGCAGACAGCUCCGGAACAGUUUCCCUCAGAAGAAUUCCCAGUGUCUGAGUCUAAAGUCAACAUGGAUGUUAAUUUCCCUGGGGCAGCCUUUGUCGUAGUAUCUUGUAAAGAAAGUCAGUCUGGAUUCCGCAAAGACUCUUCACUGUAUAAGGCUCCAUGGGCUCGAGUACUAUUGUAUGGGCUGGGCCACAAAGUGAAGCGUAAUGGCCAGCUCAAUCUCAUCGAAGCCGUUUGCUAUCCACGGGAUGCUUCUCCAACUAACACAGGGCUUACCCCACCUCCAACCACCAACCAAUAUCCUUCAGUGAUCAUAUCGACUGACAAAGUCCACAUCAAACUGGGGGUCUCUCCACCUCCGGGAGCUGUGCUGGUGCUACAUUCUCUGCCCCUGGAAUUCCCAUUGGCCAUGGCUUUUGCCGAGCAGUUGUUGUCUUGGAAAUCUGAGGAUGGUGAAGGGAAAUCUGAAGACGAGCCUGAUGCCAUCAUCCCAGCUUCAGUCCUGCUACAAGUGGUUGAGCUUCUAGGAAACUUCCUCUGGACUACUGAUAUGGCAGCAUGUGUAAAGGAGCUGAUCUUCCAUCUCCUGGCAGAGCUCCUGCGAAAAGUACACAGCCUAGAGCAAAAGAAGAAACCGUCUGGCCUGUCUUCCUCCAUUGCCCUCCAGCUCAACCCUUGCCUGGCCAUGCUCAUGGCCCUGCAGUCCGAGCUGCACAAGCUCUAUGAUGAAGAGACCCAGAACUGGGUCACCAGCAGUGCCUGUGGAGGCUCAGGAACUGCAGGGGCUGACCAGGGCAGGUUCUCCACCUACUUCCAUGCACUGAUGGAGGCCUGCCUGGCUGUAGCCGAGGUGACUCUGCCCAUUAACAUGAGUGUGACCUCCACCGUGAUGGCCUCCACAAACACACCGAAUCUUAGCGACUCAUCCUCCUCAUCCUCAUCUUCCCCGGGACAGACCCCGCAGAGUCCCAGCCUCCUAUCCAAGAGGAAGAAGGUGAAAAUGAAACGGGAGAAGGCCUCCUCAUCAGGUAAACGAUCUUCCUCCCGAACAGUGGAAGCAGAUGCCUCCGUGCUGAGUAUUGGUGGCAGCAAACCCGAGGACAUGCUCUGGUUUCACAGAGCCCUGACCUUGCUCACCAUUCUUCGGCACCUUAUCAAGAAAGAUCCCCAAGGGCUGGGGGUGACUAAUGAUGCCAUUGCAGACGCUUGCCAGGCCCUCGUGGGCCCCACCGCCCACAGCCGCCUACUGGUCAUCUCGGGCAUCCCCACACACUUGGAUGAGGGCAUCGUGAGAAGUGCUAUCCGGAAGGCUUGCAAUGCCCAUGGGGGUGUUUUUAAAGACGAGAUCUACAUUCCUCUGCAGGAAGAAGACCCCAAAAAAACCAAGGACAAAGCCGAAGGAGGGGAUAGUAAAUCAGAGCCAGAAAAGCCUGUAGGUUUCCCCAGUGCUGACAGUCUGGACGUCAGCAGCUCCAGCAGCGUCACCCCUGCCAUGAGCGUCAGUGCCUCUGCCUCCACCAGCCAGGCGUCCAUCUGCAGCUCCCAAGGGCUCUCCCAGACCAUUAGUGAAGUCUCUAUGGAGCAGUUCCCUCCUGGUCUGGAGCUGGCCAUUCCUCCUAGUUUGUUGGAGCCCCAUGUUGUCUCCAGCCAGGAGAGUCUGGACAUUUCCCUCUGUAGCACUGGAAGCUUGGGCAGUCUGGGGAGCCUGGGGGAACCCAUUGAUAAUGCAGAAACAGCCUCCGUCUCUGAUGUGGGAUCUAUGUAUACAGUCACAUCCUUGGACAACCAGCCCCUAAUGUCUCGUCCCAUCAAAGGCUUCGCCGUGGUAGAGAUACGCUCCCGAGCCAAAAUUGAGAAGAUCCGAGCAAGUCUCUUCAACAAUAAUGAUCUGAUUGGUUUGUCAAGCCUGGAUGGUGAAGAUGAAUUAAUGGAAAUGUCAACUGAGGAGAUUUUAACUGUAUCAACAGUAAACCAAAGCUUAUUUGAUACCCAGGGAAGCCCAGGGCUAGAAGACUAUUUCAAUGAUAAAUCGAUUAAAGGAGAGAAGCUGGUCCCUGGGGCUCGAGAGGUCCUCACAGAUAUAUUUAAAAGUUGUGUCCAUUCAGAGCAGAUGCUAAGCCUAACGCCAGCCAAGCCCAUUAAAGUCUCUGACAUCUAUCUUAGUAAGGAGCAAAUCAACUCCCAGACACCAGGAAACCUGCUCCAUGUGUUCUUCACCAAUGUGCGCCCCCCCAAAAAAGUGCUAGAGGACCAGCUCACCCAGAUUCUAAGGAAAUAUGGUGUGCCCAAGCCCAAGUUUGACAAGAGCAAAUAUAACAAAGCGGGCAAAGAACAGCACCCCGUGAAGGUGGUGAGCACCAAGCGGCCAAUGACGAAGCCUCCCACCAAGGAGAAGUCUGUGCUUAACAGUGUCAGCAGGACAGCCUUAAGUGAGAAGAAGCCAAUUGUGAAACCCAAAUCACCAGAGAAGAGUAAACCUGAUGAAAAGGACCCUGAAAAGUCACCCACCAAAAAACAAGAAGUCCCUGAGGAAAAAUAUCUGACCCUGGAAGGAUUUCACAAAUUUGUGGUUGAUCGAGCCAAACAAGACAUCCGCAGCGUCUGGAGGGCUAUUUUAUCCUGUGGCUAUGACCUUCAUUUUGAAAGGUGUGCCUGCAUCGAUGCCCGACACGCACAGAAGACAUCCAGAAAAUGGACGCUGGAGAUGGACGUGGCCCUCGUCCAGUACAUCAACCGCCUGUGCCGCCAUCUCGCCAUCACGCCCGCCCGCCUCCACCCCCACGAAGUGUACUUGGACCCCGCGGACGCCACUGACCCCAGAGUCGCCUGUCUGUUGAAUGUUCCCAUCGAAAGCUUACGCCUGCGCUUCGCUCUGCUCCAGUCCUUGAACACCACCCUGGAGACCUUCUUCCUGCCCCUGGUGGAGCUUCGGCAGACCGCGGUGUACGCCAACAGCAUCGCCGCCUUACUGCAGGAGGCCAAAGGGCUCAUCUUCUACGACACAAAAGUGACCGUGAUGAACCGAGUGCUGAACGCUACGGUGCAGAGAACGGCCGACCACGCUGCCCCGGAGAUCACUCUGGACCCGCUCGAAAUCGUUGGAGGCGAGAUUCGCUCUGCCGAAAACUCCUACUUCUGCCAGGCCGCCCGGCAGCUGUCCUCCAUCCCCUCCUCCCAGCUCUGCGUCAAACUGGCCAGCGGAGGUGACCCCACCUACGCCUUCAACAUCCGCUUCACAGGAGAGGAGGUCCAUGGAACCAGUGGUUCCUUCCGCCACUUUUUGUGGCAGGUGUGUAAAGAACUGCAGAGCUCUUCCUUGUCCCUCCUCCUGCUGUGUCCCAGUUCUGCUGUCAACAAAAAUAAGGGCAAGUACAUCCUGACUCCUAGUCCCAUCACCUAUGGAGAAGAGCAGCUGCUUCAUUUCUUUGGACAGCUGUUGGGCAUCGCCAUCCGUGCGGAUGUUCCUCUGCCCCUGGACCUCUUACCCUCCUUCUGGAAGACCCUGGUGGGGGAGCCCCUGGACCCCGACGUGGAUCUCCAGGAAGCAGACAUACUCACCUACAAUUAUGUCCAAAAGUUUGAAAAUAUCCAGGACGAGGCAGAGCUGGAGGCCCUCUGCGCCGAGAUCGCGUCGCAGCACCUGGCCACCGAGAGCCCCGACUCCCCCAGCAGGCCGUGCUGCAAGUUCACCUACCCCGCCAUGACGGGCGACGAGGUGGAGCUGUGCUCCCGGGGCUGCCACAUGCCCGUCGGGUGGGAGAACAAAGACGUCUACGCCACGGCCAUCCGGAACCUGCGGCUGCGCGAGCUGCAGAACCACGACUGCGUGAUGGCCGUCCGGGCGGGCCUGGGCUCCAUCAUCCCCCUGCAGCUGCUCACCACCCUCACGCCUCUGGAGAUGGAGCUGCGCACCUGCGGCCUCCCUUACAUCAACCUGGAGUUCCUCAAGGCACACACCAUGUACCAAGUGGGCCUGAUGGAGACAGACCAGCACAUCGAGUUCUUCUGGGGUGCUCUGGAGAUGUUCGCCCAGGAGGAGCUCUGCAAAUUUAUCAAGUUUGCCUGCAACCAGGAACGGAUCCCCUUCACCUGUCCCUGCAAAGACGGGGGCCCCGACACUGCCCACGUGCCCCCGUACCCCAUGAAGAUCGCACCCCCAGAUGGCACUGCAGGCUCGCCCGACUCCCGCUACAUCCGGGUGGAAACCUGCAUGUUCAUGAUCAAACUUCCCCAGUACUCGUCGCUGGAGAUCAUGCUGGAGAAGCUGCGCUGCGCCAUUCACUACCGCGAGGACCCCCUGAGUGGCUGAGCAGACCCGGAGGAGCCGCCGCUGCCCCGCCGGGGAGGAGCCGGACGCGCUUCCUUGGCGUUCCUGCCCUUCUGGAGGACGGCCUUUGC
Gracilinanus agilis (Agile Gracile Mouse Opossum) is the source of this 13379-nucleotide messenger RNA. RefSeq names its product HECT domain E3 ubiquitin protein ligase 4 (gene HECTD4). The transcript has 76 exons. NCBI's taxonomy places the organism in Eukaryota, Metazoa, Chordata, Mammalia, Didelphimorphia, Didelphidae. The coding region runs from base 1 to 13290 and encodes 4429 amino acids. The record is from RefSeq and is a predicted model, not a curated record. Gene Ontology annotation, molecular function: ubiquitin-protein transferase activity.